Molecule: messenger RNA, 3577 nt
Organism: Apis florea (little honeybee)
Lineage: Eukaryota; Metazoa; Arthropoda; Insecta; Hymenoptera; Apidae
Product: CUB domain-containing protein 2
Cellular component (GO): plasma membrane
Molecular function (GO): protein binding
Source: RefSeq, a predicted model, not a curated record
GAUACUAGGUAGCCAGUACCUUCGUAGAAGUUGACCGUUUAAGAAUUGUUUAACGUUACGCUUAUUGCACCGUUCCGUCAAUUUUUCCUCAGUUUUUUUUUUAUUUCGUCGAUUACUUGCCGAUCUUGUGCAUAAAUAUUUAUCCGUAUAUUUACACGCAAUAUAUUAUAUACCGGCACGUAUCAAGUACCUGUCUUACUAUUCUUAAUUAUAAUUUAAUUUUCAAAACGAUAUCGUGUUCAUUUUAUAUUUACGUAUUAUCAGAUGUAACGAUAAUUUAAAAAAUCGUGACAGUAUGAAUCCUAUAAAAGAAAUUCAAUGUAUAAUAAGCGCGUUUUCGAUACAUAAGUGCAUUAUUUUUUUAUCCUCAAUUAUCUUUUCACGCUUCAAUGUGUCAUUUCAAAAAUAUUGUCGUGUGUAAUAUGUAAUAUAAGAUGUAUAUACGUAUAUAUUGUACUUUCAAAUGAAACAAAAAGAAACGAACAUUUAUAACGAACAACAUUGAAGAAUUUAAUCCUAUAAAUUUAAUGUGUUGGAAUAUCAAGAAUAAAAUUUCAAAUUUGAACACAGUUUUUUAAGAUGAUUUCCAGAAUCAAUGUUUCGCAUUUUUUCUAUGCGUGGAAUAGAGACUGACGAUAUGAUAAAAUCACAGUGGCCGCUGUUAAUGGUUUCUCUACAAUUUUAUUAUAAUAAACAAGAAAAAUAUAGUGGUUUCGAUCGAAUCACUGAUUGAACAAAAUGCAAAUGUGUAUUCUUAGGAUAUAGUAUGGCUUCGGUAUUUUGGCAUGUCUCUGGGAAUAAUUUGAUUUCUGCUACUUUUAUCUUGCUCUUGCUACUUUGUCCUCACAGUAGUACAGAGUGCGAUCAAAAGUUUAUAAGCACACCUGAUGGACCACCGAAUGGAACAUUUCACGCGCCAACGUUAAUUAAUUACGACGGAGAUUCCCGACAAUGCGUAUACACAUUUUUUGCUGGACCACGACAACGUGUCGAAUUGAUAUUUAAUUCGUUCGGCCUUCGGGGAACACCUCCAGAUGGAUCUGCUGUUGGAGAAUUACCCGCUUGUGUCCACGAAUAUCUGGAUGUAUAUGCUGAAAUACGAUCGGAGAAUACCAGCAAAUUGGUGGAAACGCCUUUCGGUGGUCGUUUCUGUGGCCCGAUUCCACCUCGUAGGCGUGUUUCUCUUUACCAGGGAAUUGCUCUAAGUUUUUACACUGAUAAAAAUAUUACGUUACCUACCCUGUUCAGCGGUACUUAUGCCUUUAUCAAUUCAUCUGAAUACGAGGUGGGAACACCAGCUCCCAGCACACCAUGCUCUUUCACAGUAGAUUCGGAACAUAAACGCAAUGGUAAUAUAUUAUCUCCUACGUAUCCUGGCACAUAUCCAAAGGGUAUUAUAUGCAGUUAUCAAUUUAUCGGGAAUAAAUCGCAACGAGUGAGGCUCGAGUUCCGGGACUUUGAUUUGUUCUUCGGAGGUCAACAUUGUCCUUUGGAUUACGUAAAAGUGUACGACGGUUUAAACGAUACGUCGGCGGUUAUAGGGACUUACUGUGGUCAACAACGAAAUUUGGUGUUGUACUCGUCGGAAUCAAGUUUGUACGUGCUGUUUGUUACCCUUCAACGUACGGCCAAUACGCAAAAUCGUGGAUUCAAGGGCAUCUUUGAAUUCUCGGAGAGUUUUGUUAAAUUAGACUUCAUAACCGCUAACAAGGGUGAGCACAUACGAGGAUCGGAAUGUGAUCAGAAGAUUUUAAGUAAAAAGGAAUCGUCUGGACAAGUUGUUAGCCCAAACUUUCCAUUUCCGUACAUACCGAAGGUCGUGUGUCGGUAUUUCAUUUAUGGAAUGCAAGAUUCGCAGCAUCUCGAGCGUGUUCGAUUAGAGUUCAUAACAUUUAAUAUACCAAAGAAUAAGACGAUAGGAGAUUCAUCUUGUACCGAUGGAUAUUUAAAAUUAUACUUAAAAGGGCAAGAAGCGACGGAUUCUUAUGACAAAUUUGAUUACGAAUUGUGCGGCGUGAAGAGCAAUCCGAACCAUGUAGUUAGUGAUGGGCCGAGACUUGUGAUGGUGUUUAGCAGCGGGGAAUCUCAAGGGCAAGGUUUUAAAGCACGGUACACCUUUGAAACGGAAUACAAAAUACCGGGCACCGCUGCACCCGAUGGCAGCUGUACAUUCACAUACCGCAGUUCCUCUCGCAAAAGAGGAGAUUUUAAUUCUCCUCGACAUCCUAGUAAUUAUCCAAGCGAUACAAAUUGCACAUAUUUAUUCUUAGCGACGCCAAACGAGCAAGUUACCUUAAUAUUCGAUUAUUUUAAAGUUCGAACGAAAAAUAUGAACAUGACGGAUGGACAUUAUGGAAUGGAAAUUUGUCAAGAUGAUUGGUUGGAAAUAUAUAAUAUGUAUCGGGACAAUACGGAAAAAUUGAUAGGUAGAUACUGUGGUAACACGGCGCCAGGACCUGUCGAGUCGACUCUUGGUGCUCUCGGUUUAAGAGUAAUUCUGCAUUCGGACUCGGAACUGGUUUAUAGCGGUUUUAAAGCGCGUUACACGUUCGAAGUGGCGAAACCUAUAUUUGGAGAUUGCGGAUCGAAUAUAAGUAGUGUGAAUUAUGGUAUUAUCGCCAGUCCGAAUUUUCCAAACAAGUACGAUGGACCAGCGAGAAAUAUGGCAAGUAAAACUUGCAAUUGGUUUAUAAGAGUUCGACCGAAUCAACGAAUAUUGUUAAAUUUUGAAUCGUUCUCGGUAGAGGGUGAUCAAUCAGUUCGUGGUUGUCCAGCUGCGGUGCUGCGCAUGUGGUAUUCCGUAUCGUCCACGCCUAUCGAGUUAUGCGGCGUGAAAACGUCAGAUAAAUGGACUUAUCUUUCUGAGGAUAACAACAUGCGACUUAGCUUUAUAUUAGCCGACAAAGCGGUUGGACAACUGGGAUUUAAGGCAAUAUGGACGGAAGUAAGCACAAAUACCGACUGCCAGAAUCAAUUUUUGUGCAGCAAAAAUAAAUACUGCAUUGCAGAAUCGCUUCGAUGUAAUGAGGUUUAUAAUUGUGGCCCAGCUGAUGAUUCGGAUGAAGAAAAUUGUAAUACAGUUGUACAGAAAAAUAAUUACGCUGUUCCUGCGGGUUAUACCAUCGGUGCUGUAUUAAUAGCAUUGAUCGUUUGUCUUUUUUGUCAUCGGAAGCUGAAAAGAAGAGUUCAGACCGUGCAUCUCAACGAUCUGCGCCAACGCAUAGACGAUAGGCAUUUAUGUUAUCACGAUGAAAAUCUUCUUCAACAUCACCAUCACUAUCACCAUCAUCAUCAGCACCAGCAACAACAACAACAGCAGCAACAGCAGCAGCAACAACAACAACAACAACAACAACGUUAUCAAAAUUUGAAUAACGAUUCAAAAUAUCAUUUAGAAUCAUCGACUAGUCCAAUGAGCGAGAGCGAUGUCGAAGAAGCUAGCAGUAUCAACAGUGUGUGACAUCGUGCCAUUUUGUUUAAUGUCACGUGUUACGUUAUUCAUGUUUAGCGAAAUGUCUCAUUUUCUAUCUCGAUCGAUAUUAUCGCAUAUAUUAUCAUUGGUCGAUCAUUUCAUUCC